Mercenaria mercenaria is the source of this 923-nucleotide messenger RNA. Its product is annotated as sarcoplasmic calcium-binding protein-like. Gene Ontology annotation, molecular function: calcium ion binding. Lineage: Eukaryota; Metazoa; Mollusca; Bivalvia; Venerida; Veneridae. The record is from RefSeq and is a predicted model, not a curated record. The transcript has 3 exons. The coding region runs from base 161 to 697 and encodes 178 amino acids.
ACAAACAAAAAACAAAUGUGUUUGUAACGCACGAUGUUCCAUUAGUUAUAUCUCUUGACAUAAAGAAGACAUUUAUAUCUAGGAUUUGGCAAAGUUUGGAUAUACAUUUCGUGAAACACAACAAUACAGUUUAAUUAGGAAAUAGUUCGUAAAGAUCACAAUGGCAAAUGACUUCCUUGUCUCAAAAUGGAAAAUGUGGUUUUCCUGGUUUGAUCACAACAAAGACGGAAAAGUUUGCAGAGAAGAUUUAGAGACAUCAAGGAAUAGGUUUGCAAACCUCCAUCAUUUUGAAGCGGAGCGGAAGAAAGCUGCUAUGGCCACAUACACUCUUUGGUGGGGCGAGUAUCUAAUGUGGGGAAAGUCUGAAAUCACGGAAGCGGAAUUCAUUGAAAACCAGAAUAAAGCUUUCGAGGACAGUAAAGAAGAAUUUGUUGAAAGAAUGAAUAAGAACCAGGAUAUUGUGUGUAAUUUGCUUGACACGGACGGCGAUGGUCUCAUUACCGAAGAAGAUUUGCUUAUCAUGUUUCAGUCAACAGAACAUGAUGAGACCGUGGGCAAGAGAUGGUUCAAUGCUCAUGAUCCGGUUGACGGGAAAGUUCCAGUGAAAAAGAUGGCUGACAUGUGGACGCAGUUGCUCACUGAAGAGGACAGCUCCAAACCAGAUGCACUUGUGAAGCAGUUCCAAACUGGCCUUUAAGACUCUUUAAUAUCAUUUUGACACAUUUAGGUUUAUUAAUAUAAGACAUUUCUGUGACAUGUUAUUAUAUCGUGAUUCUGGAGACAAUAGAAUGCAUCCUGGAAUUUUGUGUUCUGCCAUCAGGUGAAUUUUUUGAUAAGUCAAUUAAUAUUUGUUUCUGCGCACGUCACAAUAAUAAUCAAAGGCAAUAAAAUUAACAAAAAAAUGGAAUAUACCGUUAAAAGUA